CAGGAUUCGGGUGGGUUGGAGUCUGGAGUGAACUGUGGAGGUGUAUACCUGUGAACAGCUCUGAGCUCAAGGCAGAGCUGGGCAGAGCUGUGGGUGGUUGGUUGGCGUGGACGGCGAGGUAUAACUUUUCGUGUAGACCACGAUUGCGAUGCUCACACGUGACGCGUAAAGACACCUUUUGCACCGUCACAAGCGAAACGGAUGUUCGUUAUAGACACGUACGGACUACAUUUUGUUCGAAAGCUCGACGACCGAGUGGCGGCGACGACGACGAUUACGACAACGACGACGGUGGACAACGGCGACUCGCCGGUCCACGCCCGACGAUCGAUCUGACUGAUUUUUGCGAUCCGGUCACCGAAAACUUCCAUCAUUCCGUCAAUAACCGUGUGCCGACCCGCAGGGUGGCGAUCGUCCGAUAAGGGUUCUAUCUGCGAUAGACUGGUCGACCAGUCUGUUCGUGGGUGUUUGAAUAACUGCGGCAACUGGAAGUUGACCCUGAAUGCAGAGCCCCCGUGGCUUUGCUAGCACCCCCACAGUGAUUUUGUCUUAAUCCACUUCCUCACGACUCACCUAAUUAGCAUUGACAGCUGCCUCUUUGCUGCCUAGCACCUACAGAGUACUAAUCAAUUCGAUCAAAUUCAAUCAACAUGAAGGUAACAAAUCUAGACGAACGUAUCCAUGUCUUGGACAGUGAGUCCAAUGUUAUGACCGUUAUGAAAAACAUUGCAAUGAGUGGUUUACAAGAAGAAGCUUUCUACGUAUUGGAUAUAGGAGAUAUUGUACAAAAGCAUAAAAUCUGGAAAGAAAAAUUGCCACGAGUUGAACCCUACUAUGCUGUAAAAUGUAAUGACAAUUUGGUGGUAAUCGAAGUAUUAGCGGCCCUUGGUGUCAAUUUUGAUUGUGCAUCUAAGAAUGAAAUAAACAAAGUGUUAAGCUUUGGUAUAGAGUCUUCAAGAAUUAUUUUUGCUAAUCCGGCCAAACCGGCUUCACAUAUUCGUCAUGCUGCUGCAGUAGGUGUGGAAACUAUGACAGUAGAUAAUGAAAGUGAACUGCACAAAAUUAAAAAACUUUUCCCAACGGCCAAGAUUGUUUUACGAAUUCGUUGCGAUGCGGAAAUGGCUCAGUGUCCGCUUGGCAUGAAAUUUGGUUGUGAUCCGAUACAUGAGGCUCCUAAUCUUUUACAUCUUGCAUAUAACUUAGGCCUUAACGUAGUAGGCUUCAGUUUCCACGUUGGUUCUGGAUGUCAAGAUCCACCGGUAUUUUAUCGCGCUAUUCAUCAUUGCAAGAUAUUAUUCGACAUGGCUACCGAUCUUGGCUUUAAGCCGUAUCUCUUGGAUCUUGGUGGAGGUUAUCCAGGCAACAAAGGCACAAGCAUUGAUAAAAUUGCCGAGAUUAUUAAUAAAGCUCUCGAUGAAUACUUCAACACUGAUGCUGUUCACGUGAUUGCUGAACCGGGCCGCUUUUACGUUGCAUCUGCAUUUACAUUGGCAACGAGUAUUCAUAGCAAACGUUCUAUACGCGGAGAUGAAAAUUCCAGCGCAAUUACGCACAAUAUGUAUUAUAUCAACGACGGUGUUUAUGGAUCAUUCAAUUGUCUGCUGUACGAUCAUCAGCAUGUGACUCCUAUUCCUUUGAAGAAUGGCUGUGGAAAGAUGAUUCCUUCGAGCGUAUGGGGUCCAACAUGUGAUGGACUAGACAAAAUCGUUGAGAACAUCAUGUUGAAUGACAUGGAACUUGGCGAGUGGAUGAUUUUUGAAAAUAUGGGAGCCUACACUCUACCCGUUGCUUCACCAUUUAAUGGUUUUCCCAUUCCUAAGGUUCAUAUUGUGGCUGAUGAAGACAUUUGGCUUUUAUUAAAGGAUGCUCUGCCUUUAACUGAAGACCACUUUGUUAUUGGCAAUACACCAGCUAAUUUACGACUUGGAUUAGAUAUUGGUGGAAAUGAUAUCGAUCCAUGGAGGGACACUCAUCCAAUGGAGUUGACACCACCUGAAAUAUUAACGGACACUUCUAAUACUCCGUCACAUUUUAUUUUUGAGUAUGUCGAGGCGCCACUAAAUUAACUUGCACAAAUUAUUUGAAAAUACUUUAUGCAUUUCAAAACAAACGUUGUUCAAUUAUUGUAUGAAAUAAUUUCAUUUCUUUUUAAUGAAAAAAUAUUAAAGGCGUAAAUAUUUUUUAACGGUAUAAUCACAUUAUCAUUUAUCGUUUAUAUUUUCUAAAAUUCUGAAAUAUUACGUAAUAAUUUCGCACACAAAAAUGUAUCUACAGACAAGUUGUGUCUUAAAACAAGACAAUAAAUAUUUUAUAGACAAAUUCUUUGUAACAUUAAAAAAUGCUAAUUUUCGUGCACAAAAUGUUAAUGCUAUGAGUGUAAAGAUACUGAAUUUUGUUGUCAAAGACAUGAAGUUCGAGCAAGAACUUUUUUUAUACUGAUCUUGCCACUCUUAAAUGUGUGAAAAUCUGUCUCCGUCAUUUGUAAUUUUUAAACUCUUCCUAUUUGAAUACUAUUGUAGCCUCGAUAUUUUUAUAUUACUUAGAUUUUUUGUCUUAAAAUGUUACAAAGAAUCUGUCUUAAAGUAUUUGUCAUUAGUUUUGGGACACCCUGUAUAUGUAUUGAUUUUAAGAGUUUUAUAAUUACAUGCACUCUACUUUUUU
Messenger RNA from Trachymyrmex septentrionalis, 2661 nucleotides. RefSeq names its product ornithine decarboxylase 1-like. Lineage: Eukaryota; Metazoa; Arthropoda; Insecta; Hymenoptera; Formicidae. The record is from RefSeq and is a predicted model, not a curated record. The transcript has 10 exons. Bases 651 to 2066 code for a protein of 471 amino acids. Gene Ontology annotation, molecular function: ornithine decarboxylase activity. Gene Ontology annotation, cellular component: cytoplasm.